Molecule: messenger RNA, 627 nt
Organism: Papaver somniferum (opium poppy)
Lineage: Eukaryota; Viridiplantae; Streptophyta; Magnoliopsida; Ranunculales; Papaveraceae
Exons: 4
Coding region: 1-582 (193 amino acids)
Source: RefSeq, a predicted model, not a curated record
AUGGAAGUCGCACCGGUUCCGAUGGUGAUAGCUCCAGUUCUGAUGAUGAAUCGACUGAAAGUCCUGAACAGCCUGUCUGGAAAAUACAAACAAAAGUCUCCUGCAUCUGAGCAUCUACCCCUUAGUUCACCAGACAAUUCUCAAUCGAAAGACAAAACUGAACUUUCAACGAUUGGUAAAUGCAAACUGGCUCAUGCUUCACUGAGAAAUAUCAUUGCAUGGGGUUCGGUUCUUCCAUCAGUGCCAGGUCAGAAGGUUCAUGGAGAUCCACUCCGGGAUGAUUGUGUCAGAGUGACGGUUGAAAAGUCGAUAUUAAAGAAUCAUUGUUUGCCAGUCCCAUCUACUCAUCUCAAAACAGUAGAGGAUGCUGAAAAAUCUAUAGUAGCUUGGCCUAAAGAGUUUGUGAUCUCUUGCUCUAGUGGCCAUCCACUUUCAGACCCCGGUGAACAUGAUUCUGACCCAAACGAUGAAUAUGAUUCUGACCCAAACACUAAGAAGACAAAGAAGAAGAAACCUUCAUAUAUGAAGAGCGGGGAACUAAAGUCUCGGAGAUCCAGCAAGAGACUCAAGACUGCAGCCUAAUUAUUAAUAGAAAUAGUCGUGGACUAUAGGAUUUGGAUGUUUAAA